This is a messenger RNA of Abrus precatorius (Indian licorice), 1617 nucleotides long. RefSeq names its product ankyrin-1-like. Lineage: Eukaryota; Viridiplantae; Streptophyta; Magnoliopsida; Fabales; Fabaceae. The record is from RefSeq and is a predicted model, not a curated record. Gene Ontology annotation, molecular function: protein binding. The transcript has a single exon. Bases 1 to 1617 code for a protein of 538 amino acids.
AUGGAUAGGCUCAUAAGAUUAGAUCCAUCAAACAUAGUAAUAAUGAGAGUUGAACCAGGGCAAAAGUGCCAAGGCAAGAUCACCUUACGCAAUGUGAUGUACACAAUGCCAGUGGCCUUCAGACUUCAACCUCUAAUCAAAACACGUUACACAGUGAAGCCUCAAUCAGGGAUCAUAUCCCCUUUAGCCACAAUCGCCAUAGAGAUCACUUACCUUCUCCCACAAGGCUCCAGUUUCCCUUUAUCUUUCCCUCACUCAGAUGACACCUUUCUCUUACACAGUGUGCUUGUUCCUGGUGCAGCAAUCAAGGAACCUUCUUCCAUGUUUGAUGCUGUCCCUAAUGACUAUUUUACCACCAAAAAGAAACAAGUCUUCAUAGACAGUGGCAUCAAAGUCAUGUUUGUGGGGUCACAGAUUCUAUCCCAACUUGUAGCACAUGGUUCAAUGGAUGAAAUAAGAGAAGUACUAGAAAAAAGUGACCCACUAUGGAAAUCUGUGAACUCCACUGACCCACAAGGCCAAACAUUGCUCCACUUGACAAUUUCACAAAAAAGACCCGAUCUUGUUCAAUUGCUCCUAGAAUUUGAGCCUGACAUAGAAGCAACAAACUGUUCUGGCUCAACCCCACUUGAGGCUGCAUCUUCCUCUGGUGAAGCCUUAAUAGUUGAGCUUCUUUUGGCUCACAAAGCCAACACAGAACGAUCAGAAUCUUCCCUCUUUGGUCCAAUCCAUCAUGCAGCAAGAGGAGGGCACGUAGAGGUUCUAAGACUUCUUUUGCUCAAAGGAGCCAAAGUGGACUCACUCACAAGAGAUGGUAACACAGCCUUGCACCUUGCAGUUGAAGAACACAGAAGAGACUGUGUAAAACUCUUGCUGGCAAACGGUGCUAAUACAAAUGUUACAAACUCAAGAGAAGGUGACACCCCUUUACAUAUAGCGUCGUCAUUAGGUGAUGAGAGCAUAGUCAAGCUCUUGCUCCAGAAGGGUGGUGCUAAAAAGGGUGUGAGAAAUGGACAAGGGAAAACAGCAUAUGAUAUUGCAGAUGAAAAUGGGCAUGCUCACCUCUUUGAUGCUUUGUGUUUAGGGGAUAAGUUAUGCAUAGCUUCAAGGAAAGGUGAAGUGAGGAGCAUCCAGAAGCUUCUAGAGAAUGGUGCAGGAAUCAAUGGAAGGGACCAACAUGGUUGGACAGCACUGCAUAGAGCUUCGUUCAAAGGGAGAGUUGAUGCAGUUAAGGUUCUUGUGGAGAGAGGGGUAGACGUUGAUGCAAAGGAUGAAGAAGGGUACACUGCAUUGCACUGUGCUGUUGAAUCCGGGCAUGCUGAUGUGACUGAGCUUUUGGUGAAGAAAGGUGCUGAUGUUGAAGCAAGGACUAGUAAGGGUGUGAGUGUGUUGCAAAUUGCUGAGUCUUUGCACUAUGUGGGGAUCACGAGGAUUCUUGUGAAUGGUGGGGCUUGUAGGGACAAUAAUGUGGAUCAUGUACCUUCAGCACUUGUUGCUAUUCCUUUUGGGCAUAAAAUGGAAGUAGGGGGUGUUGUAAAGAAGAAAAAGUUUGGAAGCAGAACCAGAGUGUUGAAGGGUGGUAGCAUGGAUCGUUCCAUGGCUUUGGCUGUGCUCUAA